UAGAGCAACAACGAAGCAAACGAAAGUGUACAGACAAUUUUCGUCGUUUUUUGUUCGUUUUUUUCAACUUUUUUCGCUCGGUUAUUUCUCACCGCGAUCUAUCCUCUCUUGUGUGUGGUGCAGAUGGCAAUUUUGCUGGUCCAUCUUCGGCGCCUCAUUCUGCUGAUGAGCAUCGUCUAUUUGAGCGGCACAGUGAUGCGUCGCCUGCUGAGCGAAUCGCGGCACAACUACUUGCAGCACAUCAAUGGCAAGGCGUUCGCCGCCCGGCAUUUGCACUUCCAGGCCUGGGCCUAUAUUUACACCGCCUAUGCCUAUGUGGUCUUGGUCAACUAUGUGAGCGUAAGGCGGCUCACCAAUUUGUUGGAAUUCUUUCUAACCUGAUGAAAACUAUGCGAUGAGGUUGGUGUGAAAUCAAAAGUGAUUUCAAAAAGUGAAGUGUUAUUUUUAUUGAAUUAGGUUUU
Molecule: messenger RNA, 461 nt
Organism: Bactrocera tryoni
Lineage: Eukaryota; Metazoa; Arthropoda; Insecta; Diptera; Tephritidae
Exons: 2
Coding region: 124-381 (85 amino acids)
Source: RefSeq, a predicted model, not a curated record